Pocillopora meandrina is the source of this 795-nucleotide messenger RNA. NCBI's taxonomy places the organism in Eukaryota, Metazoa, Cnidaria, Anthozoa, Scleractinia, Pocilloporidae. The record is from the annotation of a GenBank genome assembly.
AUGAGCGGAAUAGAACCAUUUCAGUUCGAACCAGUGUAUCAGCCUGGAGAAGAACCACCUCAGGAAGAGAGUGUAGGACAGGAGGUAGAAGCCCACGAAGAAGACAAUACUUCGAGGAUGGGAAACACCGAAUGGUGUUUGUGCGGCGCUUGUGCGCUUAUGCCGGUGGCAAAUGAAUGUUACUGCUGCCAAGAACUAGAGGAGCUUAAUCAAAAGUUCGACAAUUCAGGUUUGUACUUAUUAUGUGAUUAUUCUCACGAGUAUUUUGUUUGAAGCGACCGCUUCUUUGCUAAGAGUGACAAAAGGUGGACAAUUGCAAACUCGAUCUUAGUUGUAAUUACAAUUACAAGGUUUGAUGGAUGAAAAUUAUUGAAACAGUGAGGGAAAUAAAAUGUUAAGACUUUUUUCUUCUUGAUAGGUGUUAGAUGUUUAACAGAACAUCCGAAAUUUGGUAUUGUUUGCUUGGACACGGAUGUUUUGAGCACGGCAUUGGUUGCAAUCCACAAUGCGCGGCUCAAUCCAAUUCCCGACCCUAUCGUCAACAGGUAAACUGUCUUUUUCUUUCUUAUUUUGUACGCGUAAUUAAGUCAAUCGCUUUUGUGACUUUAUAUCCUCUUGUUCUCUAGAACUUGGCGUUUGGUAGCCUACAGACAAUUUACUUGGUGGGCACAUGAGGUAUUAGGAAAAAACCGGCGGAGAAUCGUGCCAGCAUGCGUCGUCACGGCCAUACGUAAAACAUUUCCAGAAGAGAGUGGUAAUUACGUGGGGUUUCGAGAAGCAGAUCUGGAACUUUGA